Varanus komodoensis (Komodo dragon) is the source of this 1014-nucleotide messenger RNA. It is a transcript of the gene PSME1, whose product is annotated as proteasome activator subunit 1. The transcript is spliced from 11 exons. The record is from RefSeq and is a predicted model, not a curated record. Gene Ontology annotation, cellular component: nucleoplasm; proteasome activator complex; cytoplasm. Gene Ontology annotation, molecular function: endopeptidase activator activity. The coding region runs from base 130 to 888 and encodes 252 amino acids. NCBI's taxonomy places the organism in Eukaryota, Metazoa, Chordata, Lepidosauria, Squamata, Varanidae. Gene Ontology annotation, biological process: positive regulation of endopeptidase activity; regulation of proteasomal protein catabolic process; regulation of G1/S transition of mitotic cell cycle.
UCGCGCGCCUGGCUCGACCGCGCAGCUCCCACGCGGCCCGGGGAGUCUCGCCCAGUCCCGGCUCGGCGGCCGCUCUCGCAAGCCCGCACCCCGACGCGACGCGCGGCUCGCCCUCUGCCCCGCGGCGCCAUGGCCGCUCUGGAAGUGCCCCCCAAAUGCGAAGCGCAGGUGGACUCCUUCAAGAAAGAGCUCUGCGCCCAGGCUGAAGAGCUUGUGGCCUGCCGUUUCCCAGAAAAAAUUGCAGAACUCACUGAUUUUCUGAAGGCCCCUGAGCUGAAUGUCUCCGACCUAAUUUCGCUCCGCGUCGAAUUAGACAUCCCAGUGCCUGACCCCAAGAAGGACGAGGAGCGUCGCAAACAGCGGGAGAAAGAAGAGAAAGACACCAAAAAAGAGAAGGAUGACAAGAAGAAAUCGGAGGAUGAGGACAAAGCCCCACCGUGUGGUCCCGUUUGCCACAAUGAGAAGAUCACAGCCCUGCUCAACCGUGUGAAACCCGAAAUCCAGGGCACAAAGGAGAAACUGAACCUGAUCUCUCUGUGGCUGCAGCUCCUGGUGCCACGGAUUGAGGACGGCAAUAAUUUUGGGGUCGCGGUCCAGGAAAAGGUGUAUGAGUUGCUGACGUCCGCCCGAACGAAGCUGGAAGCUUUUCAGACUCAUAUCUCCAAGUAUUAUUCUGAACGGGGAGACGCGGUGGCAAAAGCAGCCAAGAGUCCGCAUGUGGGGGACUACCGCAACCUCGUGCAUGAAAUUGACGAGGCCGAGUAUGCCGAAAUCCGAUUCAUGGUCAACGAACUUAGGAACAUUUAUGCCGUCGUCUUCGACAUUGUCCUGAAGAACUUUGAGAAGAUUAAGAAGCCCCGAGAUGAAAACAAGGGAAUGAUCUAUUAAGGGAUGUUCAGGGAUCAGAACGAAAGGAACUGCCACCCCUCUCAAGGGAGAGGGUAUCCAGCAGUCGCCUCCUCUGCCUGUCUUUUCCACCCCUCCCACUUGAAAUAAAGAGAUUUUAAGAUUUGG